AUGGCGCGGGCGGCGGGCACGCGGGGCUGGUCUGCACGGUGCGGGCGCUGGCGGCGGGGCGCGCUCCUCGCCUUCGCCGCGUGGACCGCCGGCUGGGUGCUGGCAGCCGCGCUCCUGCUCCGCGCACACCCGAGCGUCCUGUCCGAGCGCUGCACGGACGAGAAGAGCCGGCGCAUCCUGGCUGCGCUGUGCCGGGACUACCGCGGUGGCUGGCUCACGGGCGCCCUGUGCGAGGACCUUUGUGUGGCCGGGGAGCUGCUGUACCAACGCUGCCUGUAUUACGAGCGUGGGAAGAAGGUGCUGCAGGCCCAGUGGCGCGGCCAGACCGUUGUUCUCAAAUCCAAGAGGGAGGCCUUCUCCAGCUUCCCGCCCCUCACUCUGCUGGAGGAGGAGGCAGGGCCAGGUGCUCCGGGAAUCCCUGAGGCUGAGCUGCUCCUCAUGGUGGCUGGGGAGGUCAAGAACACGCUAGGGCUGGAGCUGCCCAACAACAGCAUAGCCCCGCUGUGGCCCGCCAGGCAGGGCCCUGGCUGGCGGCAACAGCUGGCCAGUGCGUGGUCACUGCUCCAACAGGAGGAAUAUGUGUACUUCAGCCUGCUUCCAGAUCUGAGCCGCCACAUCCUACCCGUGCUGGGAUCCUGUGGUCACUUUUAUGCAGUGGAGUACUUGGCUGCUGGUAGCCCUCACCACAAGGCUCUCUUCCCACUGGAUGACGCUGGCCAAGCCCAGGCUAUUAGCCACAUUGCCCUCAGCUUCCUGGACAUGGUGAGCCAUUUCGACAGUGACUUUUCCCACCGCCUCCACCUCUGCGAUGUCAAACCUGAGAACUUCGCCAUCAAGAGGGACUUCACGGUGGUAGCUAUUGACGUAGACAUGGCCUUUUUUGAGCCUAAAAUGAGGGAAAUCCUUGAGCAAAACUGCACAGGAGAUGAAGACUGCAAUUUCUUCGACUGUUUCUCCAAGUGUGAUCUGCGAGUGAACAAAUGUGGAGCCCAGCGCGUCAACAGUAACCUGCAGGUCAUCUGUGAUAAAAUAUUCCGACACUGGUUCUCCUCCACACACGGGAGCCCGGCCAUUUCCCCGCAGCUUUGGCUGCAGCUACAGCAGGCCGUCCAGGAGUGUGCUCAGGACGGGAGCCCCUCAGGGAAUUCCUGGACAGCCUCCUCCAGUGUGUUCUGGAAGCUUCGAUGGCUCUUGCAGGCCACUCUGAAAGAACUGCAGGAGGCGGAGAAGUAG
Messenger RNA from Apodemus sylvaticus (European woodmouse), 1233 nucleotides. RefSeq names its product divergent protein kinase domain 1C (gene Dipk1c). The transcript is spliced from 4 exons. The record is from RefSeq and is a predicted model, not a curated record. The coding region runs from base 1 to 1233 and encodes 410 amino acids. NCBI's taxonomy places the organism in Eukaryota, Metazoa, Chordata, Mammalia, Rodentia, Muridae.